AUGAAACUUGUCCGCUUUUUGAUGAAAUGCGCCAACGAGACGGUGACCAUUGAGCUCAAGAAUGGCACGAUUCUCCACGGCACCAUCACCUCCGUCUCUCCUCAGAUGAACACCUCCCUCCGAACAGUAAAGAUGACUCCCAAGGGCCGUGAUCCGGUAUCCUUGGACACCAUCAACAUCCGUGGCUCGACUAUCCGAUACUACAUCCUUCCCGACAGCUUGCCCCUCGACACUCUGCUGGUGGACGACGCCCCCAAGCCCAAGAAUAAGGCCCGAAAGGAGGCGGAUCGUGGGCGUGGCGGUCGUGGAGGUGGCCGAGGUGGCCGGGGCCGUGGUCGUGGCCGUGGCCGCGGUCGUGGCUUCUAG
This is a messenger RNA of Penicillium oxalicum, 366 nucleotides long. Its product is annotated as mRNA splicing protein SMD1. Gene Ontology annotation, molecular function: RNA binding. The record is from RefSeq and is a predicted model, not a curated record. NCBI's taxonomy places the organism in Eukaryota, Fungi, Ascomycota, Eurotiomycetes, Eurotiales, Aspergillaceae. The transcript has 3 exons. Gene Ontology annotation, biological process: spliceosomal snRNP assembly; RNA processing. The coding region runs from base 1 to 366 and encodes 121 amino acids. Gene Ontology annotation, cellular component: commitment complex; precatalytic spliceosome; U5 snRNP.